Sturnus vulgaris (Common starling) is the source of this 6501-nucleotide messenger RNA. The record is from RefSeq and is a predicted model, not a curated record. NCBI's taxonomy places the organism in Eukaryota, Metazoa, Chordata, Aves, Passeriformes, Sturnidae.
CAAAUGGUUCCAGUUGUGUGCUCAGCAAUUCCACCUGCCCCUAAAAUUUUGGUACUGUUGGCAGAGGCUUUGAUCUCUGCUUUUUCUGCUCUUGUUCUGAAGGAUUAUCCUCGAGAAGCUGCAGCAGGAGAUGAUCCUUCACCGCUGCUGGAAAAUAGCAGAGGACCUGAAGAUGAUGUUUUUAUUUCUCAGUAUGCUACUGGCCAGAAAGAAGCUCUGAGAGCAGUAUUAAUGCAAAAAACUCAGAUUAUUCCUGUUCAUAAGGAAGUGAAGGUGCAGCUCUUGGGAAGUGCCCCCACAGAAAAAAGGGAAAGUGCUGGGGGUGACACCAGGUCAGCACCCAGGGAAGUUGACUCUGCAACAACCAUUGCAGCAGCCACUGCUGCUGCCAUUGCCACAGCAGCUCCACUUCUCAAGGUUCAAAAUGAUUUGGAAGCAAAAGUGAACUCAGUUUCAGAACUGCUUCAGAAACUGCAGGAGACAGACAGGCAGCUGCAGCGAGUGUCUGAGCAGCAAAAAAUGAUGAAGGCUCAGCAUGAGGAGCCCCACUACCACCAGAGAGUCAAGGAGCUGGAAAAACAAAUGAAUGCUUUCAUGGUGCAACGCAUUCAGCACUUGGAAAAGCUACAGGAGCAACAAAUGAAUAUUCAGUCCCAGCUGAUCAGCUCUGCAGUGAACACCCGUGGCCUGCAGCAGGGUCCUGUGCCUGCCUCUGGGCCCCUGACAGGACACCUGGAGAAGCCAGAGCAGAGACCACUCGCUAACGAAACACCUUCAUCUCCCAGGGGUUUAUUCCCUACCACUGCUGCACCUGCCCAAGUGUUCCCUGAAGCAUAUUCAAGCCAUUUUCCAAGUCAUGGGGUUCACACACAAAAAUCUCCUCUAAAGACACCAGUUCCUCGAAGAUAUGCUCCAGAACCUGUACCCAAAAAUGGGAAAAUCUCAGAGAAAGAAAACUCUAUAGUAGAAAAAGAAAAUAUUCCCAAACCUACAAGAGAAGGUGAAGGGAAAGGUCUGGAACACGUUUUGAAUUCUCAAGAAAUACCACUGAAGCAAAUGGAAUAUUCCAAGAAGACAACAUUAAGCAGCAAUGAAAGGGGCUGGCCUUCUGAGAGAUACAGACACAAUGCUUUGCCUGCAGACUUAAUUCCUUCCUUUGUAAGCUACAAUUCAAUUGAGAAAACAGUGCAGAAAGCAGAUGAUUUACUUCAAGAUCUUGGCAAGUUGAGAAGAGAAAUGCACAACAUUCUACAGGAAGCAAGUUCAUGGAAAUCUGACAUGAAUGAUCUUAUUAAGUUAAAAUUUCCUCCUGUUUCACCCGAUCCUCCCGAACAUCAUCUGCUCAACAAACCAUCCAUCCUUCAAACUGUCAAACCACCAAGGUCUAUACUGACAGAUGCUGAAAGGGCUUUGAGAGGAGUGCAGAACAAUAAAAGAGUCCUCGAGGAGAAUCUGGAAGCUGUUACUCGUGCAAAAGAUGGAGAUGCCCUGUAUUCCCUCAGUGACUCCUUGACUACAAACAGAGAUGCCUUGGAUGAGAUUCGUAUCCGAAGGACUGUGGAUGAGUGGAUCAAGGCAAUCAAUGAGGAGCUCCAGGCUGAAAUGACAAGGAAGGAUCCAGAACAAGAGAAAUAUGAUGAAAAAGCCCCAUGGAACAAGAGAGCCCAAAACCUCAGGGCUAUGAAGACCAAGAAAGAAAUUAAAGAGAGAACUCAAAACGACCAAGGUUGCCUGACAAAAAGACCUUUAUCUGCAACAAAGCCAUUGCAGAAGCAGGUGGAAGAUAACACAAGGAAAGAGAAGUUUAGAACUUAUGUUUCUGAAAAUUUGGAGAGCAAAGAAAGAAGAGCAGAUGGAGCUGUAGGUGGAACUGCACUGGUCCAAAAUGAAGAUUAUCUGUCUCAAGUUUAUGGGAAACCCAUUUACCAGGGCCACCGUAGCACACUUAAAAAAGGACCUUACCUGAGAUUCAACUCUCCCUCUCCCAGAUCUAAACUUCCCAGACCCAAGCUGAUAGAGACUGUUAGAGGCACAAAGGUGAAGUCAGCAAGGACCCAGACCUGCUCUCACACACAGGAAGUCAUCAGCAGCCCCAUGAAGAAGCAUCCUGUGUAUGCCCUUGCCCAGCAGAACCAGUACCUCUUCAGCCCCAGCCAAGAUGUCCCUGCUGCCUCUGGUCCUCUGGAAGGCCACCUCAUUCCCAUGGCUAUCCCACUAGGUAAAACCCAAAGCAGCAGCACAUUACUGCAGCCUGCUGGAGUAACCUUAGAUGAACAACACCCUGUCACAGUUACAACCUCCCUUCCUCAAGUGCCACCAAAGCCUCCAGUGGAGGUAAAAAAGCCAAAUAUAGCUGUAAUAGAGAUGAAAUCAGAGAAAAAGGACCCACCUCAGCUCUCUGUGCAGGUGUUACCAAAUGUUGAUAUUGACAGUGUUUCAAGUGCCAAUGGAAGUGUAAGUCACACUCCUCCAGGCUCUGAGCCUCAGCUCCCUCCUGUCGAUGCUGUAAUACAGAUUCCAGAAGAAACACACAGUGAAGAGGAAGAUACAAAGUUGCCAGGAGCUAACUUCAUUGAGGUUACUGAUGUCACACAGGAUCAGGAAGAGGAGAAGGAUGAAAUUCCAGAAUUCCUUGAGCCUCAUCUGGAGCUUAAUGGCCAGUUUAGAGUUGCCUCACCACAAUACAAUGGUCCUUUGUUUCCUCCAGUGGCUUCUGCUCCUCAGCAGCCUGCUGAUAUUUUGGAUGAGCUGAUUCAAAGGAGAGAAACUAUAGAAAACAAGUUGGUAAAUUGGGUGGAACAAGAAGUAAUGGCAAAAAUUAUUGAUGAGAUGCACCCAGCUCAGAAAGAAACAGUGCCCAACAUUAGCAGCUCAGACAGUGAAGACAGUGAGGUUGUAAACCCUGGCAUUGUUGAAGUCGCAGGUGGUGGAGGACUUCAGCUCUUUGUCAAUGCUGGUGUCCCUGUGGACUCAGAAAUGAUAAAUCAUUUUGUGAAGGAAGCUCUCAGUGAAACCAUUGCAACCAUGCUGGGUGACAAUAAGGCUCAGAAAACAGUUCCUGAUCCAAGUGUUCCCUCCAGCACAACCACAGUGAUGGAGGCUCCUAUGCCUACUCCAGUGCCAACACCCCAGGCCACACCACCACCAACACCACCUUCAGAAAAAGAAUUGCCUCGGGUCAAAACUCCAGAUUCGUCUCCAUCUCCUCCAGAGAUGACUGGGGAUGUUCGUGGACAUGAAAAAAUUAAAGAAACAGGAGUUGAGAUUGCAGCUGCCAUGUGCCCUGUGGUCACCCGUGUGGUCACCCCUGUGGUCACCCCUGUCACCACACCUCCCCCAGUAGCCACACCGAGCCCUCCUGUCUCAGAAUGGGGCUCCCAAGCUGAAGAAAGGGAAAAUCCAAAGCUUCCAAACCCGUGGGAUGGUGCAGAACUUCCUCUGGAAGAAGAGAAUCCCAGUCCUGGCCCUGAAGAACCAUUCCAUCCAAGGACUCUGGAGAUGUCAGUGGUCAAUGAUGAGGAGCCAGAGACCUUGGUUUUACCAUCUCAGCAGCUGCCAGUGAGGCCCUUUGAGCCCCUUCCCUGCCAUGCCCUGGUGCCAUCACCUGUGGCCACGCUCAGCUCCGGGGUGUCCACGCAGGAGAGCAGCCUCACCCCCACCGAGCCUGACACCACGGACAGACCCCUCUCAGAAGGGGAGGUGCUCUUCACCUAUGAGCAGCCACUGCCUGCAGCAGCCUUAGCAGAAGGAGGAUUGUCUCUUCCAAACCUCACUGAGAGCUUAUCCAGUACUCUCCGAGAUGCCAAUGAAAUGGAUUAUGAUCCUCCAAGUGAAGGGCAGGUGCUGAGGAGAAUGGAUAAAGGCUGUCACAGAGAUCCUGUCCUGACACUUUUAAACAAAUUAAAUCAAGCACCUGUUUUUGUACAAGAAGGAAUUGACCACUUGGAGGAUUCUGAUGGCAGCCUUGGGGAGCUCAGUGAAGGUCAGAGACCGAGGCUGACCAGAGCACAGGAGAGAAUCCUGAUGGGAAAUUCCAUUUUUAUGGAGCACCCGUCUGCUCAGAGCUCUGGGAACAGACCACGCCACAGUCUCCGUUCUGCAUCUCCAGGGCAGCUUACCCAAACUGGAGCAGAAAUUCUUGGAGAUGCAAAUACAAGUCCUAGUCCAAUGCUUUUGGCUGAACUGGAGUCACAGCCAGGUUCAAAUCCUGCUCUGCCAGCAGCCCAGCCCAGCUGCAGAAUGACACCACUCCCAGAGGAUCUGUCCCAGGAGGAAAGUCAAGGAGCUGCACAUGUUGGGACUGUGAGACCCCAAGUUAUCUUUGUGAGAAGGAAAUCUGAGGAGAUGCAACAAGAAGAGAGCUGUUCAGCAAACGAGAUGUUCAUAAUGUUGUGAUAAAGGGAGUGGCUCGUGCACUUGAGAGAACACAGGAGUGCUGCAGGAGAACUGGAAGAUAAUGUGAAGUUAAGAUCAUGCAAAUGUGGGAAUAAAAGAGAUAUUUUCAAUGUUAAAAUGACCUGGUGUGUAGCAUAUAAUGAUUUUUCUCUUCUGAAGGACACUAAGUAUUAUCUCUGCUAUUUUUGGAGGUUGCUUAACAGUGUUUAUAAAGGUUCAGGAUGAUGAAAGGGAGGGAGAGAAUAUCUUUUGUUUAUUGUAGCUCAAGUCAGUGUUGGAAUAGCAUAAACUGUGCACAUGACUGCCAUGGGUAAUUGUUUUAGCAGAUAAGAAGUUUGUGGAGGUGCUACAGUGAGAUGUGUAGCAGUUUUAAUCUUACAUUCUAAGAACAAGAAUCUAAAAACCUGCCUGUCUACAAUAUAUGCAAUUAUAAUUGCUCCACCCUAGCACAGAGAAAUUUUUCCUUCAAGCCCUUUUAAAAAUAAUUCUUUGAACUUCUUCCAUUUAAUUUUUUUAAAAACCUCUCAUCGAAUUCUGAGGGAAUUAUUCUGCUUCAAAUAUUUAUAAGUGGUAAGAAAAGCCCCAGGCCAAUGUUAUUGGUCGUGGGACUUGGAACAUAAUUUCAAAACCGUGGUUUGCAUAUGAAGAAAGUUAUGAAUAAUGUAAAACUUAUCUGUGGAUAAUUAGUGGAAAAGCUUCCAGAGCUGAAGUGGCACAACUUAGUGCAGGUCUGUGUUUACCUAUUUUUACCUCUGCAUUUAUCUGUACUGUAACACAAGGAAUUUGGGUACGGUCCAACUGGGUCUGUCAACUGAAAACAUGUGACCAGGAGAUGGCAGUAGUCAAUUUUCUUUGAAAGGAACAAAAAAAAAAAAGAAAAAAAAAGGAUGAUUUAUAUAGCGAGAUAAUUGAAAUCUCAUUCAAAGUAUACAUAUUUAAUAAGCCAAUAAAAAUCUCAAGGAUUAGCAAAUGGAAACAACUGUCUGUCACUUUUAACCAGAAUGUUUUCUCUCUCUAAGCUUCACCACAGAGACCUUAAUCAGGCCAAAAGUUGAGGGUAAAAAUUAAUAAGAAGCAUUUGAAAGAAGAAGGAAAGCUUGCAACAUGAUAAGUGUACGUGGGUUUAAGUAAAUACAACAUUUUGAAAUUAAGCACAUCUGUUACUGUAAGUUCAAAGCACCUUGUUUAUAGAACCUUCAUGUCAGAUGGUUGCCUUCCCUGGGAUAGCCAGGGACAAGGAAUGCUUCCCUGGAAAUGGAGAAGCAUUCUGGAGGCAGCACCAUUUAGGUACUUUUUCAGAGUUUAAAGGGUAUGUGGCUGGAUUGGUAUUAGAGUUUAGGAAAUCCAAAGCCCUGAGAUGAAGAAUGAAUUCACAGUGUUGGGAGAAAAGGAAAAUUGUUUUGGACUUCAAGUUGGAUGUUAAAAAGCCAUUUUUAUUUAAUUGAUAAGUACAUGACAAGCUUUGAUUCAUCUUUUGGUGGCCAUAAACAUACACACACAUUAGAGCUUUCUUUUGUUGUUUAAAAAUGUCUGUGGUCUGCAGUGAACAUGUGUUUUUACUGAAAGAAAGUUGAUUGAUGGCUUCUAAUGAAAGUUGAAGUUCAGGACUGCUACAAUAUCAUGCCUGAAAGGGUAAAGUCUCCUGAAAAAUUACAACUGAAAAUCAAGCCUGGAUGUAUUAUUAAUUGAAAUGUGUGCCUUUUCUAGACACAGUGGAGACAGUGGUUUGAAAACAUAGAGUUGUAGUACAUAAUAUACAUGCAUAUAUAUUUUUGGCUUUAUAAUACCCUUUAAUCUUUGUACCAUUCUUUCAUAUAUCUUCAUGAAUUUAAUAGGAUAGUAAUUGUUGUGGUUGGUGAAUGCUCAUAUUUCCAGAAUUUAGGCAUUUUCAGGCUUGCAUUAAAGGGAUUCAGAAUUUUUAAAAUUAAAAUGAAAGAACAGGUGGCAAUGCUUGAGUGCAGAGCAUUUUUAAACUUUAAUAUGAGCAGCUCAGAGGUAGAUGUAUCUUCACUUAAUUAUUUUCCUACAGCAUAGACUCUCAAAAUGUGACCUAGAGAGCACAACUUGAUGAUAGUAAUUCCUUUUUAUCUCCAGCUAGUGAAUUAU